Pseudophryne corroboree (corroboree frog) is the source of this 7217-nucleotide messenger RNA. RefSeq names its product gastrula zinc finger protein XlCGF57.1-like. NCBI's taxonomy places the organism in Eukaryota, Metazoa, Chordata, Amphibia, Anura, Myobatrachidae. The coding region runs from base 271 to 2025 and encodes 584 amino acids. The record is from RefSeq and is a predicted model, not a curated record. The transcript has 6 exons.
CAGCAGGAGCAGAGAGCAGCCAUUGCUGUGUCUGGCAGCAGAGGUGUGAAGAAGACAUCUGGUGAGCGUGAGACACCCAGCAGCCAUCCUCGUGUGACAGGAGGACUGAGCAGGUCCCAGAGCCCCAUCACGGUGCCUCCACCUCACUCACUGGUACAUGAGAGACACAGUGACCAGAAGAUCCAGGAACUCACCAACAAGAUCAUUCAGCUGCUGAAUGGAGAGGAGGGGGAGUAUAUAGAGGAACACAGGGGUCUGUACAAGUACGUGAUGAUGGAGAAUCACCGGCCCCUCACAUCACUGGAUGGACCCAGUAACAGAGAUACCCCAGAGAGAUGUCCCCGUCCUCUGUAUUCCCAGGAUUGUACAGAGGAGAAUCACAGGACCCCACAAGAGAAUCAGGAUGAAUGUCUCACUGACAUUAAGAUAGAAGAUACAGAGGGAAAAGAAGAGACGUAUGUGACUGAUAUAAAGGCAGAAGAUAUAAAGGGAGAAGAAGAGACGUAUGUGACUGAUCUGAAGGCAGAAGAUACAGAGGGAGAAGAAGAGACGUAUGUGAGGGGUGAUCAGCAGUGUAAGGAGGAGGAGAUCCCUACAGAUAUCAGCACAGAUGGACACACAACCAGGAAUAUCUCAGAAGGACAUCUAAUGUUAUCCCUGGAUUGUGACAUAAAAGAUAAUGACAGUAGACAGGAUUCUCCAGGACAUAACCCCAUUACCCCAAUUAUACAUCCAGCUCUAUCAGCUGGUCCCUCUGAUCCUGGGAAAUGUUCUCCUGAUCACUCUGAUAUUGGUGCAUCUGUUACAGCUCUGACAGUAGAUACAGUGUUUCCCUGUUCUAUAGAUGCCAACUAUUUUACACAGAACACAAAGCUUAUAACCCAUCAGCCAGUUAAAGCAGGCGAGAGGCCAUUUCCAUGUUCUGAGUGUGGGAAAUGUUUUACAUACAAAUCAGCUUUUGUUACACAUCAGAGAUAUCACACAGGUGAGAAACCAUUUCCAUGUUCUGAGUGUGGGAAAUGUUUUGCACGGAAAUCAAAUCUUGUUAAACAUCAGAGUAGUCACACAGGUGAGAGGCCAUUUUCUUGCUCUGAGUGCGAGAAAUGUUUUACACGGAAAUCAAAUCUUGUUAAACAUCAGAGUAGUCACACGGGUGAGAGACCAUUUCCAUGUUCUGAGUGUGGGCAAUGUUUUGCACAGAAAUCACAUCUUGUUACACAUCAGAGAAGCCACACAGGUGAGAAGCCUUUUCCAUGUUCUGAGUGUGGAAAAUGUUUUGCACAGAAAUCAAAUCUUGUUACACAUCAGAGAAGUCACACAGGUGAGAAGCGAUUUUCUUGCUCUGAGUGUGGGAAAUGUUUUGGACGCAAAUCAGAUCUUGUUACACAUCAGAGAAGUCACACAGAUAAGAAUCCAUUUCUAUGUUCUGAGUGUGGGGAAUGUUUUGCACACAAAUCAGAUCUUGUUAUACAUCAGAGAAGUCACAGAGGUGAGAAUCCAUAUCUAUGUUCUGAGUGUGGGAAAUGUUUUGCACACAAAUCACAUCUUGUUACACAUCAGAGAAGUCACACAGGUGAGAAGCCAUUUUAUUGCUCUGAGUGUGGGAAAUGUUUUACCCAGAAAUCAUGUCUUGUUAUACAUCAGAGAAGUCACACAGGUGAGAAGCCAUUUCCAUGUUCUGAGUGUGGGAAAUGUUUUGCACACAAAUCAGAUCUUGUUAUACAUCACAGAAGUCACACAGGUGAGAAGCCAUUUUCUUGCUCUGAGUGCGGGAAAUGUUUUGCACAGAAAUCACAUCUUGUUACACAUCAGAGAAGUCACACAGGUGAAAAGCCAUUUUAUUGCUCUGAGUGUGGGAAAUGUUUUACCCAGAAAUCAAGUCUUGUUACACAUCAGAGAAGUCACACAGGUGAGAAGCCAUUUUAUUGCUCUGUGUGUGGGAAAUGUUUUACCCAGAAAUCAAGUCUUAUUAUACAUCAGAGAAGUCACACAGGUGAGAAGCCAUUUCCAUACUCUGAGAAAUAAAUCAGCUCUUGUUUCACACAACAGACAUCACUUAGGUGAGGAACCAUUUUAAUCUUCUGGAGUAUACUCAUCAUUGCCAUGCGUUUUUCUUCAAGGUUCUUAUCCUAUCUCCUAUGCUUUUUGCAAUAUACAUGCUACCACUGGGUGAAAUAAUCAGAUGUCAUGCCCUCAUCUACCACUGCUAUGCAGAUGACCUGUCUUUUGCUCCAGGUACCCAGUACCAAUCCUAAAUGGUUGUCUAGCUGAGCUCCAGGUGUGGGUGAUGCCAGUUGGCUGUGACUCAGUCCUGGUGAAACAGGUCUUUAUGAUAGAAGCUCACCACCAAAGGACAGGGCUACAGCUCAGCUUUGCAAACCAACCAGACUUACGCUUGGGGGUUCAGAGUUACAAAAUGCUGAUCAUGUGCGGAAUCUUGGUGUCCUGGGUGGUGAAGUGACACUUAGACAUCAGGUAUCUGCCACAAUCAGAUUGUCAUCUGAGGAACAUAGCCAGACUCCACCAUUUAUUUCCCUCAGAAGAUCUACCUACAGUCAUACAUACACUUGUAUAAUCACACAUAGACUACUUCAAUGUCCUCUAACUGGGUCUCCCAGCAAAAGAAUUGCACCGCUUGUAGCUUGUACAGAAUGCAGCAGCCAGGCUGUUACCUAACCAGCCCGUUCCUGCCACAUCACACCCAUUCUCUACUCCCUUCACCGGCUGCCAGUAAGAUGGGGACUAUUAAUCUUACUGACCGGGGUCCAAGGUACCAGAAGCAGCGUCUUCCUCCUUACUGCCCAGCUUGCUUCCAUCUGCAGAUGGACUGUUACCAGCAGUUCCAAGUAUCCUCUAGAAGUUCUGAGAUGUCAGAGUGGAGACAUGUUGGAUGGCACUAUUGCUGUGGUGGGGACUGCCGGAGGCACUAUCUGUGGCUAGUAUCCCCAAGCGGUGCUGAGGUGUCAGAGGGGAGAGACAGGGUGGGUGGCACUAGUGCUGUAGUGGGGCUGCCGUAGGCACUAUGGGUAAUUUAUUUUUCAUCCACUUGGGGUCACUGGAGUACUCUUGAGAUAUGAACGGAGAGUUAGCAGGAACAGGCACAUUUAAAUUAGUAACCCUCCUUUCCCUCCAUACUCCCAAAGGUACCUCACGUGGAGAGUUCUCCACAGUUUUUCUAUUUUUCACAGAUUUUUUCUUUUUUACACUCAAUCCCUUCCCAGAUUAUUAAGAAGCUUUGGUCCGGGAUUGUUUGUGCUGCUGCUGCAGCAAUUGGCUUGUCGUGCUCAGGAGAGGAGUACGGCGGCUGCCGCGACUCUGUCUUCAGAAGGAGGAGAGGGGGGAGGCUGAGCGCAAUAUAUAUUGGCUAAUAUGGUAAUAAGUCUCAUCUUGCAUGCUUUACUAUACUUGAGUAUAGGCAUGCACAUGGCAGGACGCCAUUUUAACCUUACUUCCUGGUUCUUCUUGCAGGAAGUUUGCUGCUGUCCUACGACACUCGCCCACUGGAGGAGUUGGGGUGUUAGUAGGAAUUCGGUACAGCACAGGUUUCACUGAUUGCAGUGUGUCCCACGUACACUGCACUUCUGGGUUAUUCACACUUUAGUUACAUUUUUACUGAGUCGUGGGACUUGUCUGUUUUUUGUCUACUUGUCUGUGUACAUAAUGAGUAAGGCAAAUGCAAAAUCAAAAAAGCAGCUUAGCUGCAAGGUCUGUGAGAGUGUGUUACCUGACUGAACUGCUGCAUACAGUAUGUCUUGCAAAUACGAACCCAUACCCUGAUCCUCCUUGGGUAAUGUCUGGGUUACAAUCGGAAUUGGCCGCUGCGCGAAAGGAGCGUGAGACGGCUAGAUCUGAGGCUAGGGUAAUACCAGAAGGGGCUCAGGAGAUGUCUAGGACUUUGCAAGGGUUACAAAAGUCCAAGUCUAGCUCAGUUCUGAAAGAUAGUUAGCAUUUGUUUUAUAACUUACCAGUUUCAGCGAUGUUGCAUUCUGACGAUUCAAUGCCAGACCUGAUAGCUGAAGAGGAACAUGAGGAAGGUGAAUUGGGCCAGAAGUCAGAUAAUGAGGUUACCGAUAGUCUAGCCAUUGAUAAUCUCAUCAGGGCAGUACAUCAGGUUCUAAAUUUUACAGAGGUUGAAGAACCUCUUUCAAAUGAUGAAGUGUUAUUUGCUAAAAGACGGAGAACACCGGUGUGUUUUCCUUAUUCAGAUUCUCUGAAUAAGCAGUUAACAGAAGCAUGGAAGAAUCCGGAUAAACGGUUUUCUAUGACUCAGCGGUUUCUGUCUAGUUACCCGUUCCCAGAGUCUAUGACGUCUAAAUGGUGAAAUUGGCCGGCUGUGGAUUCCUUGGUGUCAAAACUUUCUAAGAAGUUAACCAUUCCAGUUCCAGCUGCUACAAUUCUUAAAGGCCCAUCAGAGUGUAAGCUAGAAGCUGUGCUAAAGUCAGUGUAUACAGCAGUAGGGGUGUUGCUUAGACCUGCUUUGGUUGGAGUUUGGAUUAACAAGGCUUUAGUUGCAUGGGCAACACAGCUUAAGUUGGGCCUACAAGAAGAACAUCUGUGAAUCUGCUGAGUAUCUAGGUAUGGCUUCUAUGGUCGUCGGCCUGGUUAGUUCUCACCUUUCAGCUUCAUAAGUUGCAGCACAACGUGCACUUUGGCUGCAUUCUUGGCAGGCGGAGGCAGAGUCCAAAUGAGGAAUAGAUGCAUUGCCUUAUGCUGGCAAGAUGUUGUUUGGUCCUGAAUUGGACAAAUGGAUUUCUCAGGCCACGGGGAGAAAGUCUGUUUUCCUACCAUUGCCUUUACAGGUUCCUAAAUGGAAAUUCUCUGGAUCAGCAUUCAAAUCCUAUAGACCUCAGUCCUUUCGAGGCCAUACUAGAGGAACAACCAUACACAGUAGACAUGGUAGAUGACGUGGUUUUCAACAAACCACUAACCAUCAUGACACUAAGACGACCGACAAGCCAGUGGCAUGACGGGCUUCCAGCUCAUCUUGGAUCUUCAGUUGUGGGUGUCACAACUGAGGGCUGAGGCUGACUUAGGGAACCCUCAGAUGUAGGGGCUGGCGUGUAGGUGAACCGUGCAGGUAAGUUUAGGUUCCUAGAAAUGCAGGAUGUUUGAACACCAUCAACCCAAAGGCGUGACCACAACAAUGGCGUAAAAUAUAAAAGUCAAUUUAUUGAACACACAGUAUAUAUCUUGGCAAUGAGAUAUCUUCAACAGUGAGUGCAGAAUGAAAUGCAGUACAGUUCCUGGGAAUGCAGCUGGUAUUUGUGACUGUGGCUAUGCAGAACAAGAUGGUAAAGUCCUUGCCAAAAUCCGGAGUUGAAAAGUAUGUGGCCACAGCUAACCGCUGUAAUGAGGAACCAGCAAGUACCGCCCAGUAGGUGGCAGACAGGAGACUGGGAUAGGCGCUGAUACACUGAGGUUGAAGUGAAGUAGAUAGAAUUGCCAGAGACUACCGAACGGAACCGGUGAGAGGAAAGAUGUGCUGAACUCACCACUGGAGCAACAGUUCGAUGGUGAGCAUCGAUGGAUAUUGUGGUUCGAUGUUGUGUGGGAUACUAUGCAGAGCGUUAUAUGAAUACCACUGGAGAUGACGUGAAGCACUGCUGUAGGCAGAUGGUAACACCAAGCACUGCUGGAAGCCAGUGACACUUUACCACAGAGGCUAGUGAGCGAUGCUGUAGAUAAUGGAAGUAGCAACAAUACCAAGACACCACUGGAAGCAGAGCAGGUCCAUAGCUGGAAGCCGAUGUGAGGAUCGCAGUAGAAGCAGAGCUGGAACACUGCUGGAGUCAGGCGGCACCGCAGGGUGGUAAUUGGUGCCGGUCUCUUGGAGAAGCAGAAUUCACCAAACAGGAGAGACAUGUAUGCAAGGAUUGACAACCAAAGCACUGACCCUUACCCAGCCCUGGAGCAGGAUAUUUAUACCAGCUGGUGAGCCUGGAUUGGCUGGAUAAUAUAGGCAGAGUCCAGACUGCUGCGGAUAGGCUGAAAACAACGUGAUAAAAAACAAACAUGGCGGCGCCUAUGUUUGAAACUGGAAGGAAAGUCUGUCUGUACUUUACAUGUGGGAAUCGGCAGUAAUGGCGGCGGAGGCCGCGGAGGGCAGGAGAUGCAAUAAUUUAAACAAAUGGAUGUUUUGUGUAAUGUUGCCAUGCCAGCGCUGCUGCAAUCAGAGAGGAGAACCUUGAGACACAGAUAUGCAGUGCGCUGCCCGCAGACAGCGCAGGUGGAAUCCAGGCCUGGAACGCCGGGCCAGUCUCAGAAGGCACUUAGCAGGUAAAUAAUGGGGGUAAUAACCCGGAUCGUGACAGUGGGAGCACGCCUUCAGACGUUUCACUUGGCGUGGUUUCAGACAUCCAUAGAUGGGUGGAUCCGCAAUUUAGUGUUCAAAGGUUACAAAAUAGAGUUCGAUUGUCUUCCACCAAUGCGAUUUUUCAAGACAUGUCUGCCUGUGUCAGGAGACAAGAAGGCGGUUCUGCAGACCAUGAUUCAGUCUCUCGUAGACUCAGAAGGUUUGAUUCCGGUUCCAGAUCACCAACAGGGUCAAGGUUACUAUUCCAGUCUUUUUGUGGUACCAAAGCUGGAUGGUCCUGUCAGACCAAUAUUGGACCUAAAGGGGCUCAAUCAGUACAUGACCUACUACAGAUUCAAGAUGGAAUCCCUGCGGUCAGUGACUGCAGGUUUAGAGCCACAUAAAUUCAUGAUUUCUCUGGAUCUCAAGGAUGCGUACUUACACAUUCCAAUUUGACCACCACAUCAGGUGUACUUCAGGUUUGCAGUACAACAAAACCAUUAUCAAUUUCAGGCACUACCAUUUGGCCUCUCGUCAGCUCCUCGGGUGUUCACGAAGGAGAUGUCUGUGAUGAUUGCUCACCUCAGAUCCCUGGGAGUGAUAAUAGUUCUGUACUUAGACGAUCUGCUCAUCAAAGCUCCAUCUCAACAGAUACUCCUUCAACAUAGAAAUUGGUGUUGAAUCGGCGCUCCACAGUACACACAAACCCAAUUAAACUCUGGUAGCUGCUCACCAGUUGUGGACGGGCUGCCCCAACAGAUUAUCAAUAAGAUCAAAAAAAGCAUAAGACGGGAGCGCUAGGAGAGUCUAAUAUUACAUUUAUUGAUGAAACAGUGUUUCAAAUGCCACAUGAAUCACAAUAUAGCCUAGUAAAAAGUAUACACAUUUAUUUAAUAAAAUACUGUAUUAAAUACAGCUGCAAUGU